This is a messenger RNA of Mercurialis annua (annual mercury), 1773 nucleotides long. Its product is annotated as protein PIN-LIKES 6. Gene Ontology annotation, biological process: endoplasmic reticulum to cytosol auxin transport. The transcript has 12 exons. Gene Ontology annotation, cellular component: membrane. The record is from RefSeq and is a predicted model, not a curated record. Bases 345 to 1595 code for a protein of 416 amino acids. Lineage: Eukaryota; Viridiplantae; Streptophyta; Magnoliopsida; Malpighiales; Euphorbiaceae.
AACGUAUUUAAUUCUCUCUCUCUUUCUCCUCUCUUCUCCCUGUUUCUUAAUUAAUUACAUUACUUAAUUAUUAUUAUUAAAGCUCAUUUUUCAUCUUCAACUGUACAAAGUAAUUCCAAAAGAGGAAAAGAAGAGCUUUUUGAUCGGAAAGUGAGACAGUAAAAGACAAGAGAUUUUCAAUUAUUUCAAUUUAAUUAUUAAAAGCUUUGGAUUUACUUCAUCCUCUUUAAUUUUGGGAUAUUUAUAUAUAAAAAUUUGAUAUAAUAUUUGAGAUUCUUCGGCUGGUUUGAUGCAGACUUGAAUUGAAUGUGUGGAAGAUUGGGGAUUUUUUAAGUACAGUAACGAUGGCACACACAGUGCAAAGGUUUUUAAGUGCAGUAGUAUCCAUGGACAAUGAAGUUGCCGGAGAAUCUUUGAUCGGCACUAUCCGGAUUGCGGUUUUACCUAUAGCUAAAGUCUUUACAAUGUGUUUUUUGGGGUUUCUUAUGGCCUCUAAGUAUGUUAAUAUCUUGCCUGCCAAUGGAAGAAAGUUAUUAAAUGGGUUGGUUUUUUCCCUUUUGCUUCCUUGUUUGAUUUUCUCUCAACUUGGACAAGCUGUUACUUUGCAGAAGAUGAUACAGUGGUGGUUUAUACCUGUGAAUGUUGUUUUGGGCUCCAUAUCCGGUUCAAUAAUAGGAUUUCUUGUAGCUAAUGUCGUUCGGCCUCCAUACCCUUUUUUCAAGUUAACAAUUGUACAAAUUGGAAUAGGGAACAUUGGGAAUGUGCCACUUGUACUGAUUGCGGCAUUAUGUAGAGAUCCAUCUAACCCCUUUGGCGACUCAGAAAAAUGUAGCACAGAUGGGACUGCUUAUAUCUCGUUUGGCCAGUGGGUUGGUGCAAUCAUCCUAUACACAUAUGUAUUUCAUAUGUUGGCACCUCCUUCUGAAGGUUCCUUUGACAUUGAGGAUGGAAAUCAACCUAUCAAGAACCCUCCAAAAGAUGGUGUUCCGGAGCAGGUUCCGUUGCUUACCAAUGAGAAUCUAUCAACAGAUUCUGAUGUUUCAAAGCAAGGAAAGUUAAAAGAAUUUUUUGUAUUUAUAUAUGAGAAGUUCAAGCUCAAGCAAAUCCUCCAACCUCCAAUUAUUGCAUCUAUGCUAGCCAUGUUCCUUGGUGCAGUACCAUUUUUUAAGCGAUUGAUAUUUACAACUGACGCUCCACUUUACUUUUUUACUGAUAGCUGCAACAUCCUUGGGGAGGCCAUGAUUCCGUGUAUUUUGUUGGCAUUAGGAGGCAAUCUCGUGGAUGGACCAGGAAGUUCUAAACUUGGUUUACGGACAACGGCUGCAAUUAUUUUUGCUCGGUUACUCUUGGUGCCUCCUGCUGGACUUGGAAUUGUUAUGUUGGCUGAUAAGCUUGGCUUCCUCCCUCCUGGUGAUAAAAUGUUCCGUUUUGUCCUACUUCUUCAGCAUUCGAUGCCUACAUCCGUUCUUGCAGGUGCGGUGGCCAGUCUGAGAGGUUGUGGAAGAGAGGCUGCUGCGGUGCUGUUCUGGGUUCACAUUUUUGCCAUAUUUUCAAUGGCGGCAUGGGUGGUUCUUUAUCUCAACAUACUAUUCUGAAACAGAAGCAGCCCCUUUAUUAGACUGCUAGUGUUAAUAGUUCAAUAGGUUAGCGUACAAAUUCAAAAGCUUCUUCAGAGAGAGCUUUGUCAAUUGUAGUCGCUAGACAUUGUAGAGUUCUUUUACACCGGAUGUCUUUUACAAGUAUAUAAUGUAGUAAGCUGCCCCGUCACUGCAA